Messenger RNA from Ceratotherium simum simum (southern white rhinoceros), 2945 nucleotides. RefSeq names its product fibromodulin (gene FMOD). Lineage: Eukaryota; Metazoa; Chordata; Mammalia; Perissodactyla; Rhinocerotidae. The record is from RefSeq and is a predicted model, not a curated record. Gene Ontology annotation, molecular function: protein binding.
ACGCACACUCUCAGUCGACACUCCUACUUCUCUCUCUGUCUCUCACACGUUCUCCAGCCAAGGAGGCCAGACAGAGGGACGUGGUCACUCGGAAAGGUUCAACUCGAGAGAGACAAAAUGCAGUGGGCCUCUCUCCUGCUGCUGGCAGGGCUCUGCUCUCUCUCCCGGGCCCAGUAUGAUGAAGACCCCCACUGGUGGUUCCACUACCUCCGUAGCCAGCAGUCCACCUACUAUGAUCCCUAUGACCCUUACCCUUAUGAGCCCUAUGAGCCCUACCCCUACGGGGUGGAGGAAGGCCCUGCCUAUGCCUACGGCUCUCCACCCCCACCAGAGCCCCGCGACUGCCCCCAGGAGUGCGACUGCCCACCCAACUUCCCCACAGCCAUGUACUGUGACAACCGCAACCUCAAGUACCUGCCCUUCGUCCCCUCUCGCAUGAAGUAUGUCUACUUUCAGAACAACCAGAUCUCCUCCAUCCAGGAAGGCGUCUUUGACAAUGCCACUGGGCUGCUCUGGAUUGCUCUCCAUGGCAACCAGAUCACCAGUGAUAAGGUGGGCAGGAAGGUCUUCUCCAAGCUUAGGCACCUGGAGAGGCUGUACCUGGACCACAACAACCUGACCCGGAUGCCUGGCCCGCUGCCUCGAUCCCUGAGGGAGCUCCAUCUCGACCACAACCAGAUCUCAAGGGUCCCCAACAAUGCUCUGGAGGGGCUGGAGAACCUUACAGCUUUGUAUCUCCAACACAAUGAGAUCCAGGAAGUGGGCAGUGCGAUGAGGGGCCUCCGGUCACUGAUCUUGCUGGACCUGAGUUACAACCACCUUCGGAAGGUGCCUGAUGGACUGCCCUCAGCCCUUGAGCAGCUGUACCUGGAGCACAAUAAUGUCUACUCUGUACCUGACAGCUAUUUCCGGGGCUCGCCCAAGCUGCUGUAUGUGCGGCUGUCCCACAACAGUCUUACCAACAACGGCCUGGCCUCCAACACCUUCAACUCCAGCAGCCUUCUGGAGCUCGACCUCUCCUACAACCAGCUGCAAAAGAUCCCCCCCGUCAGCACCAAUCUGGAGAAUCUCUACCUCCAAGGCAACAGGAUCAAUGAGUUCUCCAUCAGCAGCUUCUGCACCGUGGUGGACGUCAUGAACUUCUCGAAGCUGCAGGUGCUGCGCCUGGACGGGAACGAGAUCCAGCGCAGCGCCGUGCCCGCAGAUGCGCCGCUCUGCCUGCGCCUCGCCAGCCUCAUCGAGAUCUGACGGCCCUCGCACGGGCGCGGCUCGGAGCCCCCACCCCACUGCAUUUGGCUUGAUGUUUUGUUUUGGCUUUUGCUGGAAGGUCUGGGACAGACCAUGUGACAGAACUCCAUGGGCUCCCUCUACAGUCUUCUUCCCUGUAGGCGGGGUUAGGUAGGAUGCGGGGAUAGGCAGCUUCUGCUGAGGGACACGGCCAAGGCUCUCUUUUCCAGACAGAAGUGGUGGCAGAGGGAGUAAUCCCUGGAAGUCCCCACCCCAGAAAUCUCACUACCCUUAAGUUCUUCCCACUGAUCUGGUGUCCUGAACUUUAAAAGUUGCUUGGGCAAUAGUACACACCUGUACUUUUCCAACCACGCCUGACCCUCUGUGAGCAGCUUGGACAGCCCUCCCUCAUGCGGGCUGGUAGUGCAGAUGCUCUGGGCUCCCACUGCGGCCCCUCAGAACAUACCUCCUGCCGGACGGCCUCCCCCUAAGCCCACCUCAGCCACUCAGUCUUGCUCCACAACACCUAUACCUUAGGGAGAGGCAGGAGACCCCAAGGCAUGUGGGCAUCUGCCCAGUGGCCUGUGCAGAGAACUCGCACUUGUAUCUGAGGCUGGAAGGACACCAAGUGUCACCUCUCCACCCCCCAAUCUCUCCCCUUGAAGGCCACCAGAUUGGAGGUCACCAGUAUGAUGACAAUAUUCAGGGCCUGAUGGGGGAGGAGACAACCAACCUCAGGCUUAGACAAAUGCAUGGAGCUAUAUUUUAGCAGCUGGGUAGUUCUUUGAAGGUGGGUCAGACUUCAAAAGAGGAAAGGCCAGACUUUGCUUAUCGUCAGCAUCCCCAAUGGGGCAGACACACCUCCAGUCGGCUGAGCUGAGGACGCAGCCCCAGUAGUUUCCUUCUGGCCCAGCGCUCUCCGCAUUCCCAGCAGGUCCCACUGGGUCUUUAUCCUCGAAGGCAGAGGCCAUGUGAGUCUCAAAGCAUGAGGAAGGUAGUCUGUCCUCUCCUCCAAGCAGAAAUGUCUACAUCCUGAUAGGAGUGACAGACUCCAAUCAGCCUUGGACUUGCCUGCUAGCCCGAAGGAGGAGGCUGUGGUUCAUCUUAUUAACUGAUUUGUCCUCAGGCCACAGUUAAAAGUAGCAGCUCUGUCUGGAGAUGCUCAUUGGGUCUAUGAAGCCCAGGCCAGGCAGCCAAAUCUUGCCUGCGCUGAGCAUGAAACCUUUUGCUUUCACAUCUCUGAGCUACACCCUCAUUACUAAGAUGGCUGUUGCUUUAUAGUUUGGCUGGAGAGUGAUUAAUUCUUCCCAUUUCUGAAGGUAAUGUUGCCUGGGGCCUAACCCACCUGUUCCAGUGGGAUGGAGCCAUCUGGGUAGCCAGGGGCAGAGACUGGUUGAGGAGAGCAAGCCCCAGUCUUGUUCCUGCCCAGAUGCCAUCAUGUCCCUGAUACUGUGUAUGCUUUGAGGCAGCUUCCCUGAGAAGGCGAAGUGGGGGAUCCUUGGACUAUGUUCUUGGCUCCAGACCCUGAAAUCCACAAAAGCCAAACCAGCUCAUUUCAACAAAGGAGCUCUGACGUGAGGGGCAAGGCUGCCCCCAGCCCCAGGGCUCUUCAGAAAGCAUCUGCAUGUGGACACCAUCAUGCCUCUAUAAAGGAUCCUUAUUACAGGAAAAGCAUGAGUGGUGGCUAACCUGACCAAUAAAGUUAUUUUAUGAUUGCA